Messenger RNA from Topomyia yanbarensis, 2273 nucleotides. Its product is annotated as angiotensin-converting enzyme-like. The transcript has 10 exons. NCBI's taxonomy places the organism in Eukaryota, Metazoa, Arthropoda, Insecta, Diptera, Culicidae. Gene Ontology annotation, molecular function: metallopeptidase activity; peptidyl-dipeptidase activity. Gene Ontology annotation, cellular component: plasma membrane. The coding region runs from base 223 to 2154 and encodes 643 amino acids. The record is from RefSeq and is a predicted model, not a curated record. Gene Ontology annotation, biological process: proteolysis.
CAGCACGCGGUUUAGAGCUACUGCUACUACCAAUACUAGAAAUAAAUCAAAACAUCAAAUUCACCCAUUGACCAUUGUUUGCAUUGCUUUUGAGUUCAGUUCCCAGCCGGCAUCCGAGAAGAUCACAUCCAUAUAAACCCGCGCAUAUUUGAGCUACAUUUUACGGCCAAAGUUUCUCCGUUGAUCACCUAUUGGAAGCUAUCCAAUGACCUACCGACAAGGAUGCCACCGUACUACAUCUCCAUUUUGAUCGUGAUUCUCACGAUUGGCACUCUGCAAGCGGGUGUCGUUCGUCGGUCGUCGCCUUCGCCGUCAUCAUCAAGCGAUUCGCAAACCGACGCUGAACGGAAGGCCAGAGGACUGGUGGAACGAUGUGAAAAGCACUACCAGGAGGCAAAAGCUAAACAAACGCAUGCUGCCUGGGCCUACGCAUCCAAUAUAACCGAACCGAACCUGAUACGAAAGGGACAGGCGGCGACCGAGUUUGCCGCGGUUGCUAAGUUUGUAGCCCAGGAUGUGCGUCAGCAUGACUAUCAAUCGUUCCGGGAUGAGGAUUUGAAGCGUCGCAUCAAGAAACUGGCCAAGCUGGACUAUGCCGCCUUGCCGGAGAAUCAGUUCAAGGAGUUGUUCGCUGCGGUUGCCAGUAUGGAGUCGAACUAUGCGAAAGCUAAAAUUUGCUCGUACAAGGACGAGUCCAACUGUAAUCUGGCCUUGGAUCCGGAAAUAACGGAAGUUAUGGCCACCAGUCGCGAUCCGGAGGAGCUGAGGUACUAUUGGGUUAAAUGGCACGACAAGGCUGGUAAGCCGGUCAAGGAAUCAUUCCAAAAGUAUGUAGAACUAAACAAGGAGUCAGCUAAGAUAAAUGGUUUCAAUAACGGAGCGGAAGUGUGGUUAGGAGAAUACGACGAUCCAACUUUCGAGCAACAGGUGCAGGACGUGAUCACCCAAAUUCGACCGCUAUAUGAGCAAAUUCACGCUUACGUUCGCUUUAAGUUGCGAGAAAAGUACGGAGCGAGUGUGGUUUCCGCCAAAGGACCAAUUCCGAUUCAUCUACUUGGAAACAUGUGGGGACAAACUUGGGAUAAUAUUGUUGACUUCACUACUCCCUUCCCGGAGAAGAAACUUUUAGAUGUAACCGACGAAAUGAUAAAACAAGGUUAUACUCCGCUGAAGAUGUUCCAGAUGGGCGACGAUUUCUUUCAAUCUUUAAAUAUGACGAAACUACCACAAGCAUUCUGGGACAAGAGCAUCCUGGAGAAACCGACAGACGGACGGGAUCUGGUGUGUCAUGCCAGCGCCUGGGACUUUUUCGCGAAGGAUGACGUUCGUAUCAAGCAGUGCACUCGGGUUAACAUGCGUGAAUUCUUCAUAGUUCAUCACGAACUCGGUCACAUCCAGUACUAUCUGCAGUAUCAGCAUCAACCGGUCGAAUACCGACGGGGAGCGAAUCCCGGGUUCCACGAAGCCGUGGGCGACGUUCUUUCACUUUCAGUGUCAACGCCGAAACACCUGAAACGGGUCGGAUUGCUCAAAGACUACGAAGAGGACGAGCAAGUAAAAAUCAACCAGUUCUAUCAAUCGGGCGUCACAAAAUUUGUCUUCCUGCCGUUCGCCUAUACCAUGGAUAAGUACCGCUGGAGCAUUUUCCGGGGUGAAAUCAAACCAGAAGAAUACAACUGCCGCUUCUGGCAGCUACGUAGUCAGUUUUCCGGUGUAGAACCUCCGGUGGUUCGUAGCGAGCAGGACUUUGAUCCUCCUGCCAAGUAUCAUGUGUCGGCUGAUGUCGAAUAUCUGCGCUACUUCGUGUCCUACGUAAUCCAAUUUCAAUUCCAUAAGGCUGCCUGCAAACUGGCCGGAGAGUACGUUCCAGGUGCUUCGGAAAAGACACUGAACAAUUGUGACAUCUAUCAAAGCACCGCGGCGGGAAAUAAGCUCAAGGAGAUGCUUUCGCUGGGAGCCUCGAAGCCAUGGCCGGAUGCGAUGGAGAUCCUGACGGGAGAACGUAAAAUGAGUGCCGACGCCAUCUUGGAGUACUUCAAACCGCUACAUGACUGGUUGAGCCAGGAAAACAAGCGACUUGGAGCCCAUGUUGGUUGGACUGAUUCCGAAAAAUGUGCUACGAACAAUUUCGAUUUUAUGCCCAGUAGGAAGUGAUUGCAGUUGGAUUUUACGAAUGAAACUAAUUGUUUUGCAUCCUGAUGAUUGAAUCAUGCUGCAGCUGUUGAUGUUCUUUUACUAAAAAAAUACAUAGCUUUUAAAUUAAUUGUUGGAAA